Molecule: messenger RNA, 1865 nt
Organism: Chenopodium quinoa (quinoa)
Lineage: Eukaryota; Viridiplantae; Streptophyta; Magnoliopsida; Caryophyllales; Amaranthaceae
Product: UDP-glycosyltransferase 76B1-like
Exons: 1
Coding region: 702-1637 (311 amino acids)
Molecular function (GO): UDP-glycosyltransferase activity
Source: RefSeq, a predicted model, not a curated record
CAACGUAAUCUUUAUAUAAACAUUAUACUAAUCCAUAUUUGUUAAGGAAUCAUUAAGGAUAAUGAUGAAAAAGUUUAACUUGUACUAAUUGGAUAGCUUGUCUAAUUUUUGGGGACAAUAGAGAAAGUGGUUAUAACUUAAGGGGAAAAGUGUAAAUUUGUUUAAUACAAGGAUCUUAAACAAUUCUUGUACUGAAUUUUCCUUCAACUUGUUGAUAAACAGAAAAAUACAGAGAGUUCCGGGUAUCAGCACAAAAGAUAGGCAAAAAAUUGGUACAAAUUUUACCUCAUAUGUGACAUAAACAUCAUGGUUCAACAUCACGGGCUAGAAAGAAGAAUUCAUCAAUCAUAUACUCCAUACCAUGUACUCAAAUGCAAAACAGGACACAAGCCAAGCUAAAAUAACUAUAGGCUUUCAAAAUAAUCAUCAAAGAAACAAAAAAUGGCCCUAAGCACCUAUCUAACACGUGUCAACACUAUAAUAUGUUUAUCAAAGCAACAACUCGGGGCAACACCUUGGCCACACUUGUAAGUGUAUUUUACUAAAUGUUUUAAAACUAUUUCUCACGGGCCCACACUAGUACAUGUAUUAUUAUUUGAUGUCUCAAGAUUUAACAUGUCAUUAACAGGCCUCAUACUCACUAUUAUUUGUAGUUUUGAAUUUCAUUGCAUUAACUAGCAAAUUCUAAAUUUCUAUUCUUUAUGGCAUUUCCUUCCUUUCAAAUUUUGACCACUCAUCUAGGUCUAUCUCUCACACAAACAUAUGUUUCAGAGACUAAAUCUGAUGAGCCAGUACCAGAGCUUCCACCACUCAAAGUCAAAGACCUACCUCCAGAAGCAAAACAUAACCUCUUGGUUGAUAUAAUUACAGGAAUGGAGAAUUCACAGGGUAUCAUCUGCAACACUUUUGAGGAACUUGAAUAUUUUUAUAUAACAAGAGUACACCAAGUCCUUCCCAUCCCCAUCUUUGCACUAGGUCCAAUACACAAAAACUCACCAAGUUUUCAGGCUAGCAUAUGGACGCAAGAUCAUACAUCCAUUUCAUGGCUAGAUACACAAGCCCCCAAGUCAGUGCUCUAUGUUAGUUUUGGAAGCAUGGUACAAGUGAGCAAAGCUGAUUUUGUAGAGAUAGCCUGCGGAUUAGCCAACAGCAAGCAGCCGUUCCUAUGGGUAGUUCGUCAUGGCUCGAUUGAAGGAUCAGAUGAAAUUGAUCCACUCCCCUUGCCAGAGGGUUACUCAGACACAAUAGGUCAAAGGGGGAAUAUUGUUAACUGGGCACCUCAACAAGAAGUAUUAGCCCACCCUGCAGUAGGAGGUUUCUGGACUCAUUGUGGAUGGAACUCAAUUAUGGAGUGUAUUAGUGAAGGUGUACCAAUGCUUUGCCUACCUUUCUUUGCUGAUCAGAAUAUAAACACGAGGCACAUAAGCGACCAUUGGAGGAUCGGAAUGGAGCUGGACAAGAGGGUGAAAAGAGGUGAAAUAGAGAGAGCAAUCAGAAAACUGAUGGUGGAAGAAGAAGGUGAAACAAUGAGAAAUAGAAUCACAGCUCUGAAAGAAAAAGCAACUCUUUCUGUCAUGGAAGGUGGCUCCUCAUACAAAUCCUUGGAGAAUCUCACUAAUUAUCUAUUGUCAUUCUAAUCAAUGUAUCCAUUGUAUUAGAUCGCACGUAAGUGUGCAUCAUGCUCUGAAGAAAAUAAACAGUGUCAAUGUUAAAAGAAGGAGCAUACUAGCAUGUGGAAGAAGUUUAUGAAAGACUCUUUAAAUAUAUACAGUAUCAUAGAUUUGCAACUACCAAAUAUAGAACAUUUAGUAUCUUCUAACAUAAAUUUUUGAGAAAGUUACCUUAAGACUAUUUCAUCUUCACCU